This is a messenger RNA of Closterium sp. Naga37s-1, 1314 nucleotides long. NCBI's taxonomy places the organism in Eukaryota, Viridiplantae, Streptophyta, Zygnematophyceae, Desmidiales, Closteriaceae. The record is from the annotation of a GenBank genome assembly.
AUGCCCUCGCUAUUUUCGUCGCUCCUCGCGGCACCCUCAUCGCCGCCUUCCCAUCACCCUCGUUGCCCUCUCUCUCCCCCCAUCACCCUUUUUCUCUCGGUUCGUAUCACCCCUCUUAUCACCCUCACACUCUUCCCUCACAUCGUCCGUCACCAUCGCGUCACCCUUUCUCUCUCCCCUCACAUCACCCUCCUUGUCGCCGUCGCCCUCGCCUCAAAUCGCCCUUCCUCUCUCCCUUCGCAUCACCCACGUUGUAGCCCUGUCGCCCCCCAAAUCGUCCCGUCUCCCUCUCGUUCUCCCUCUCGUUCUUCCCGUCGCCCUAGAUGCAGCCGUCGCAAUUUCCUCUCCCACCCACCAUCACCCACCCCAUCGCCUUCCCGCUCGCCACAAAACGCCUUCCCGUCCCCCACCCACUUUCUCCUCCCAUCGCCUGCCUCGUCGCCUUCGCGCUCGCACUCAACCCCCUCCCGUCGCCCUUCCUCUCUCCCUUCCCAUCACCGACCUCGUCGCCCUCAUUGCCCAUUGUAUCCACCCGGUUCAUCACCGACCUCGUCGCCUUCGCUCUUGCUAUGUAAUGCCCUCUCCGCGCCCUUCCUCCCUCCCCUCACAAUCUGUCUUUCCUCCCCGCCUCCCGUUCCUCUCUCCCCUUCCAUCCUGUCGUUCCUCUCUACCCUCCCAUCCCGUCUUUCUUCCUCUCUCCCCUCCCAUCCCGUUGUUCCUCCUCUCUUCCCUCCUAUCCCGUCGUUCUUCCUCCCUCCCCUCCCAUCCCGUCGUUCCCCCUCUCUCCCCUUCUCUCCCGUCGGCCCCCUUGUCCCCAGCCAGGAGCUGGCGCAGCGUUUCGCGGCGAUGGGCGCGCGGCUGAUCCUCUCCGCGCGCUCCGCGGAGCGCCUGCAGGCGGUGGGCGCCUCCUGCUGCGGAACGCACGCGCCGGAGGGGGUGGUGGUGCUGCCGUUCGACCUCAAGGGGGGAGCGGACGUGCUGCACGACGCAGUGCGCCAGGCGGAAAGCGUGCUCCGCGGGGAGGAGGCGCGUGGAGAGGAAGGGCCCCUAAAUUCCCUUCUCCCCCUCCUCGUCCCCCCUCCCCCCCCACCCUUCCCCGCCUUUCCUCUCUCUUCCCCCCUUUCCUGCUCGUAUUUUGCCCCGCAUCAAUCCAUGUGCAGUAGCUCACAUGUGAAGACACUCCAGAGGACACUCUCCGGGGCUCAUGUGUUACACCUCUCCUUGCUCUCUCCCCCUCUCUGUUCCGCUCCUCCUUCUGCCUGCAUCCUCCCCCCCCCUCCUUCUCUUCCUUUUCCCCCCAUCAGGGCAUGUUAG